AUAUCUCUGAUCAGUUUUGAUGACCACGAACUGAAGUAAAUGGUUUGUUGAUAUCAAGCAGUGGGGACGUUAAUUUUGUAGACAGUAAAUAUGUGGAAGGCUUUGUUGUUUCUAGUUUUAGGUUUAACAGUUUUAAGUCGGUGCCAGUCUACGAGAUUUGUAACUGCAGGAGGCCGAGAACCCGUGUCCAAUGAUGACAAGGAGAUGAAAGCUGCGGCGGCCUGGGCGAGUCAACAGCUAGGGGCCGUUCUCGUCGACGUCAUCUCCGCUCAGAAACAGAUUGUGGCUGGAAUAGUAUACUACAUUGACAUGAUAAUUCUAGAAAGAAGAAAUAGGAGGCUGCUGAGGCCAAAAUGCACGGUUCAAGUGUGGGAACAAAAAUGGCGGGGCUGGAAAAAGCUGGUCAAGGCUAAAUGCACGUGACACCAUGACGGCGAAGAUACUAUACAAAGACUUAAAACAUGUACAUAGAACUUAUAAUGAUUAUAUGUGUUGGAUAUGUUAUGAAAAUAAAAUGGCCGCCGAGCUAA
This is a messenger RNA of Mya arenaria, 530 nucleotides long. RefSeq lists its product as uncharacterized. The record is from RefSeq and is a predicted model, not a curated record. Bases 91 to 423 code for a protein of 110 amino acids. Lineage: Eukaryota; Metazoa; Mollusca; Bivalvia; Myida; Myidae. Gene Ontology annotation, molecular function: cysteine-type endopeptidase inhibitor activity. The transcript has 4 exons.